AUGUUGUCGGAAGCGGCUGCGUACAACCCGCCGCAAAGUCAAAGAUGGAAUACAAACUCAACAGACCAAAGCAUUGACAACGUCACAAACCCUUGGAAUUGCCAGGGUCCCAUCGCCGAGCAGCUACCUAGUCAGAACCAGCUACGAGUGUUGUGCCCGAACCGUCCUUAUAAACACAACCCCGAACCUGGUGGCCCUGGACAGGUGGCAUGGGGUGCUCUCUACUUCUCUCUCGCUUUCAUACUGACCACCUUCCAAUCCAGCGGUGCGAAGACGCUGUAUUGUGUUGCGGAUAUGGCGCAAAAAUCAGCAAAGAAGUGGGAUAUGCUGUACUUCGCCGAGGACGCAUCGAUCAAGACCGAAGGUGCAUACAACAUUGUCUAG
This is a messenger RNA of Fulvia fulva, 384 nucleotides long. RefSeq lists its product as uncharacterized. The transcript is spliced from 2 exons. NCBI's taxonomy places the organism in Eukaryota, Fungi, Ascomycota, Dothideomycetes, Mycosphaerellales, Mycosphaerellaceae. The record is from RefSeq and is a predicted model, not a curated record. The coding region runs from base 1 to 384 and encodes 127 amino acids.